This is a messenger RNA of Radiomyces spectabilis, 1047 nucleotides long. RefSeq lists its product as uncharacterized. The transcript is spliced from 2 exons. The coding region runs from base 1 to 1047 and encodes 348 amino acids. The record is from RefSeq and is a predicted model, not a curated record. Gene Ontology annotation, cellular component: nucleus. Lineage: Eukaryota; Fungi; Mucoromycota; Mucoromycetes; Mucorales; Radiomycetaceae.
AUGUCCUUCCAGGCACUCUUGAACAAACUCCUCCCCACCCAUCUCUCCACUCGUAUCCCCAAAUCAACCACUUUUGACUACAGUAACACGAAUCAUGAUAGCUGUAUCGAUUAUGAUCCAUCUGUUGCCUGCUACGUGCAGCCUCCCAGUAGCCCUAUCCAUAUCCCUGUAGCACAACCGACAUCGGCCGCCGUCUCUCCAUACCAAUUCAACACGUCCGGUUUGACUUGUCCAAUCGACCAUCAAUCCCCCGGUCACGAUCUUCUUUCGGUGCCUUCUACUGCAUUUGGAUCAUUUUCUUCCGCGGCCGACUCUAUUGUCACCACGGAUCAUGACGCGCUAUUCAUGCCACUGUCUUCACAACAGAUGAUCCAAGAGGAUUUUUGUCUGGAUGAUCUGCUUGACUUCCAGCCUUCCACAGCAGUGAUUCCAUCGGCCGGGAAUGAACAUACCCCUUUCUCGCCUUGCUCUACCACCAUGGCCAGCAGUGUGGGAGCAUCCUCACAGGUGGCUCCUACACCAAUUAUUAUCCAAGAAAUGUAUUCCCCCUUCACCGAUACACUUUCCUCAGCUUCUGUAUCGUCACCUUAUGAUUCUGUAUAUGGGUUGGCGUCACCUCUGAGCAGUGAUCUAUUGUUCCCUUCCUCGUUCCCUUCUCCAUACAUCACCGAAGACUCUCCUGGACCGCUAGCCUCUUCACCUUGCCCUUCUCAGGUUUCGAUUGACCAGCUGAUGGAGCAAUAUCUGGUGAUCACAGCUCAAUCGCCCUGCUUAUCCGAUCAAGAAAUUCAACCAGUCGCUUCUGCUGGAUCCUCUUAUCCUCGUGAGAAGCGAUCAAUGAGACGAUCUGCGCGCCUACAUAAAUGCCCUUAUUGUACCCAUACCAGCAACCGGGCCAACAAUAUGAAAGAACACAUCCGGACCCAUGAUCCGAACCGUCCCAAGAAUUUCGCGUGUUCCAUUUGUGACAAACGAUUUGCUCGUAAGCAUGAUAUGAAACGCCAUACCAAAUCACAUCAGCGCCUAUCACGACGCAGUACUUCAUAA